AUGCCCUCUAAAGACACCCAGAAAAGUAGUAGUAGAGGGAGAUUAGAAGACAAUGAACAAGAAGAGGAAGAGAAGAAGAGAGGAAAGCGAAGAUGGAUUUUUUGCAAACCAUCGCAUCACGAAACCACGAUACAGCACAAUGAAGCUAAGAACUUAACUAAUAGCAAUGCUGCUAAUACUUGUGAUUCUAAAAAUCCUGUCCCUGAGGCUGCCGAAGCGGCGCAAAGAUUGAAUGGGGACAACAUAUUAUUGUGUUCGUACGAGACCAACAACGUUGCCGUCAUGGUUGACGUUGAGUUCACAUUCAGUGGUAGCCACAUUUCGGAUGGAGUUUUGAACAUGGAAUCCCUAACAAGAAUUGGUGAAUCACUGGUCCAAACAAGGAAAGGAAAGCCCGUCUAUGGCGGCGUAAGCAGAGCUAUCCAAUCCAAUUACGGUUUCAGUGCUACUGCGGAUCAACUCCAUUAUAAUCCCAACAUCGUUAUUUUCUUCUUGGAAAAUGACUUGAAAAAAUACACAAAAAUGACGUUGCGCUUCACUAGAAUCACCACAUCAACUAUUUUCUUGCCACGCCAGGUUGCCGAGAAAAUACCCUUUUCAUCCAAGAAAAUGCCACAAAUUCUUGACUACUUCUCGGUGAAACCCAACUCCAUGGAAGCCAAGACAAUCAAGCAAACAAUCAAAGAAUGUGAAAAGCCUGGAAUCAAAGGAGAAGAGAAAUAUUGCGCGACUUCACUAGAGUCCAUGCUCUUCUUUAAAUAA
Molecule: messenger RNA, 762 nt
Organism: Camellia sinensis
Lineage: Eukaryota; Viridiplantae; Streptophyta; Magnoliopsida; Ericales; Theaceae
Source: RefSeq, a predicted model, not a curated record